Messenger RNA from Fraxinus pennsylvanica, 1146 nucleotides. The record is from the annotation of a GenBank genome assembly. Lineage: Eukaryota; Viridiplantae; Streptophyta; Magnoliopsida; Lamiales; Oleaceae.
AUGGGAUUGUGCUUGUCACGCGAUAAUAAAUCAAAAGUGAAGAAGAGGCCGCCGUCAAAACGGAUAACGAACCACUCGGCAGCAGCGGCUGGUGGCCGAGGAGGUGGAGGUGGAGGCGGGAGCACGAGGAUUCGGUCUUCGAGGAAAGAGGAGAACCUAAUUCAUGAGCAAGCGUUGGCCGCGGCGAUACUUUUUCAGCAGGAGUUGCACAAUGGCGGCGCUUCUACAUUUGAUCGGUCGACUUCCUUGAGGUAUCCAAGUGGGAACUCUAAGAGGAAUCAGGCGUUGAAUCGGUGCUCAAGCUCUCGGACUCGGUCCCUCACCGAUCCUCUGCUUCAACCUCACCAACUCAUCAAUCAGGAUAUCAAGCUUGAUAAUAUAGAGACCAACCAUUUUGUCCUUGUCCAUGGUGGUGGUUUUGGUGCCUGGUGCUGGUAUAAAACAAUUGCUUUGUUAGAAGAAGGUGGAUAUAAAGUUACUGCAAUAGAUUUGACUGGUUCUGGGAUUCAUUCAUUUGAUACAAAUAGCAUUACAAGCCUUUCCCAAUAUGUGGAGCCACUUAUUGAUUUCUUCAAAAAGCUUGCUGAUGGGGAAAAGGCGAUUUUAGUAGGACAUGAUUUUGGUGGAGCAUGUAUAUCAUAUGCAAUGGAGUUGUUUCCAUCUAAAGUUUCCAAAGCUGUUUUUAUUGCUGCUGCUAUGUUGACUAGUGGGCAAAGCACCCUUGAGAUGUUCUCUGAAAAGGUGGAUUCAAACGAUUUAAUGCGACAGGCUCAGAUAUUUCAUUAUGCUAAUGGGAACAAUCAGCCUCCAACUUCUAUUGACUUCGACAAAUCUCUCUUAAAGGAAUUAUUAUUCAACCGAAGUCCUGCCAAGGAUGUUGCAUUAGCUUCAGUAUCGAUGAGGCCAAUCCCUUUUUCACCAGUUUUGGAGAAGCUCUCUCUUUCUGAGACGAAAUAUGGCUCCGUGAGACGUUUUUAUAUUGAAACUCCAGAAGACAAUGCUAUACCUAUUGCUGUACAGGAAAGUAUGAUAUACAAAAGUCCCCCAGAGAGUGUAUUCCAUCUUAAAGGUGCUGAUCACUCCCCUUUUUUCUCAAAACCUCAAGCAUUGAAUAAACUUCUGGUGGAAAUCUCAAAGAUCCCAUGA